Talaromyces stipitatus ATCC 10500 is the source of this 440-nucleotide messenger RNA. RefSeq lists its product as uncharacterized. Lineage: Eukaryota; Fungi; Ascomycota; Eurotiomycetes; Eurotiales; Trichocomaceae. The transcript has 2 exons. The annotation marks the transcript as partial. The record is from RefSeq and is a predicted model, not a curated record.
CAAUGUGUGUUGCCCUACUUUUACGGAGUGGUAGAACAAAUCGACGCAAAAUCGUGCCAACCUUUUCUGAAGCGGCUUUGAAAGAUAAGCAACUCCCCAACGCUGUCCUCAUCGAAUAUAUUCCGGACUUGCAUCGGAUCAAUCUUUCAACAUAUUCAGACCACCGCAUGGUUGGAUUUUGUACAAUUCUGGAGAAGAUAUAUGCAGUUGGAAUAUAUCACGGUAACCCUUACCCUCGAAACAUGACUGUCCAGACAUCCACGAACAGGGUUGUGUGUAUUGAUUUUGAUCUUGCACAAACAUUCUCAGGGAAUAGAUUGGAUUGGCAGCGGAUGAAGGAUGAGAAAUUCAUGGUGGAUGAGUCUUGUGAGGAUCUAACAGAAGACUUCAAAGAAGGCAAGCUAUCGCGCGGCUGGUAUUAUUAUUACAAAUAUUUAUGA